AUGACUGUCAACGAUAUCAAGGGGAAAUCUAAAGAGAAUGUUGUUGAUAAAAAAAGUCCAAAGCCAGCGGAAAAGGUGGAUGUAGCGAUAUUGGAAGAGGAUGAUGAUUUUGAAGAGUUUCCAGCACAUGCAUGCUCUGGUGUUCCUGCUGGUGAAGAAGCUACACUUUGGGAAGACAAUUGGGACGAUGAUAUAGUAGAUGACGAGUUCACCCACCAGUUGAGAGCUGAAUUUCAGAAGCAGGGCAAAGCCUUUGUCGUUCCUGAAAUCUCUGCGAAUUUCGACUAA
Messenger RNA from Trichobilharzia regenti, 288 nucleotides. NCBI's taxonomy places the organism in Eukaryota, Metazoa, Platyhelminthes, Trematoda, Strigeidida, Schistosomatidae. The record is from the annotation of a GenBank genome assembly.